CUGUAUGCCUCAGAACUCGGGUGCCCUGAGACGAGACGACGCCACCCAUCCAUUGCCUGUUGCCCGGGCUAGCAUAAGCAGACCCAUCCAUUGAUCCAUCCUGUCCAGCCUCCGGCGAACGACACAUCAUCCUUUCCGAUCUAUUCGUACGUGACCAUUACCGCAGACCGCUGCCCGCAUCGCCAUUUGCACUGCACCACUUGCCUUCCCAACCGCGCAUCGCGUCCGCCCGACGCCCUCGUCCCGCCGAGCUCUCCCGACCUGCCUGUCCAGCUCGGACCCUCCUGCCCGACCGACACUCGUAUAGACACGUACAUCUCGCCCCGCCCCGCUCCCCUCCUUCAUGAUCACCACAACGCUCCGGCCGACACGAUGAAGGGCUGGGGAGCUUACAAGGCUGCCGCCUUGCUGCUGGCUUGGCUCGGGGCGACGCCACAUGUGCUUGUCCAAGCCAAGGACGGGCCCAACAUCUCCAUCAAGACCUUCCCACACCUUCCUCUGAACCUCAACUACUUCGACCGAUCCGACAUAGUCCUCUUCCAGGAUGUCAGCGACCAGAACGUAUACCUGUCCAACGACGGCGGCAAGACAUGGGACCGCAUACCCGACGUCCCCGAGGGCAAGGCCUCGUCCCUCGUCAUGCACCCCUUCAACAACGAGCGCGCCUAUGUCCUGACCGAGGGCAAGGUCCACUACAAGACCCUCGACCGUGGGAAGACAUGGACCUCGUUCUUCACCGAUGCCGAGAUGAGCCUGUUCCGCGGCGAGGUGUUCAACUUCCACGCUGGCGACCCCGACCGGAUCAUAUUCAAUGGCAUGGACUGCCAGAGCAUCUUCUGUGACGAGAUAACAAUGUACACCACAGACGGCUUCAGGAGCGACGCCAAGUUUCUCCGCGGCAAUACCGAAGGCUGCUGGUGGGCAAAGUCCUCGGAGCUGUUCACAACGGGCCAGGACGACCUGGACAAGCAGCGCAUCCUGUGCGCCGUUAGGGAUGGCUUCUCCCCGCUGAGGCAGGACAACCGCCUGCUCAUCUCAGACAACUUCUUCUCUGCCAAGGACGAGAAGGGCGUGAUCCAGGAGUUCGAGCCGAACCUGGACACCAACAGGCCUGUCCAGGGCAUCGUGAACGUCGCUGCCGUGAAGAAGUUCCUCCUGGUCGCCACCAGCUCCCUCAACACGGACGAGAUGGCCUUGUUUGUCACAGACGACUCGCUCAAGUGGCACCGGGCCAUGUUCCCUACAGAUCACCGCCUCGACCAAGAGGCCUACACCGUGUUGGAGAGCACAAACUACAGCAUCCAGGUCGACGUCAUGACCACGCACCCGUCGAACCCCAUGGGUGCCAUGUUCACGAGCAACUCCAACGGCACAUUCUUCACUCGCAACAUCGAGCACACAAAUCGUAACAUGAUGGGCCAUGUCGACUUCGAGAAGAUCGCCGGCAUACAGGGGAUAUUCUUGGUCAACAAGGUGGAGAACUGGGAGGAGGUAGAGAAAAGUUUCCUGGCCGAGAAGAAGAUCAUUUCCGAGAUCAGUCAUGACGAUGGGCGCACGUUCGACUUCGUGCAGACGCACGACGCAGGCGACAGGAUUCACCUGCACUCUGUGACGCAGCUGAACAACGUCGGCAGGGUCUUCUCGAGCCCGGCCCCCGGGUUGAUCAUGGGCAACGGCAACCCUGGAGAGUUCCUGAAGCCGUACUCCGAAGCAAGACUGUACAUCUCCGACGACGCCGGCAUGCAUUGGUUGGAGGGCCCGAAAGGGCCGCACAAGUACGAGUUUGGUGAUCAGGGCAACAUCUUAGUGGCAAUCCACAACUCUGAAAAGCCUGACGUCGGCGAGGUCAAGUACUCGCUCAACCACGGGAAGGACUGGAAGUCCGUCGAGCUGCCAGGGGACCUCAAGAUCAAGCCCUGGAUACUGACCACGACCCCAGACUCCACGAGUCUGAAGUUCAUCCUCACAGGCCAGACCGGUGACGAUGACAAACCCGAGUUCCACGUCAUUGCCAUUGACUUUGAGGGUCUGCACGAGCGCACCUGCGAAGAUAAAGACAUGGAGGACUGGUGGGCUAGAGUGGACAAAGAUGGCAAGGCUACGUGUCUGAUGGGCCACACGCAGAGGUAUAGGCGCAGAAAGAAGGAUGCCGAGUGCUUUUUGAAGCAGGAAUUCCACCUGGUCUCGAUGGUGACGGCCGACUGCGACUGCACCGACAAGGACUUUGAAUGCGACUACAACUUCCGCAAGGAGGACGGGGAGUGUGUGCCCGCCGGCCCCGUCGUCGCGCCAGAUGGCGCUUGCAAGAAUGCAGGCCCGGAUGACACCUUCAAGGGCUCAUCGGGGUGGCGUCUGAUCCCCGGAAACACCUGCAAGAGGACGUCCGGCAAGCAGAAGGACGACCCGGUAGACCGCAAGUGCGGCGAUUCGCAGUCCCCGCCCAAGGCCCCGGGCAACGGCCAGGUCGAGACAACGCAGCACGUCUUUGAGAACUCCAGGGAUGUCGAGAUACAUUACCUCGAGCGCGGCGAUUCCAGCUCCUCGGAUGACGAAACCAUCAUCGCCCGGGGGAACGGCAAGAUCCAGAUCACCCAUGAUGCCGGCAAGACCUGGACCCAGCCAGACGCCCUCAAGAGUCAGUACUGGGGCAUCAUCCUGCACACGUUCUUCAAGGACAUGGCUUUCUUCAUCAAACCCGACGGCAAGGUUACCUACACGAUUAACAGAGGUAGGAACUAUGAGGAAUUUGAGGCACCAACGCCGCCUAACCUCAAGUCUCACAAGUCGCCGCUUGCUUUCCACCCCGACAAGAAGGACUGGAUCAUCUGGGUUGGCCAGAAGUGCACGUCCGACGGUGAGAACUGCCACGACGAAGCCUCGCUCUCCAGGGAUCGUGGUGACAACUGGAAGACCAUCGCGCGGUAUGUCGACCGGUGCGAGUUCACCGGGUCCAGUUCUCUCAGAUUCCGCCACAACGACCAGAUAAUCUGCAGGACGAGGAAGGGGGAAGACAGCGGCAACCCGUGGAACCUUGUUGUCAGCAACGACUUCUUCGACACCGAGGCGAUGCGCCAGGACGACGUGAAGGACUUCGCGACAAUGUCGGAAUUCAUCGUCGUGGCGACCCAGAACACCACCAAGAACACACUCCGAGCUCUCGCCAGUCUGGAUGGCGUUACCUAUGCCGAGGCACACUUCCCUUACAACUUCGAGGUCCCUUACCAGCACGCGUACACCGUCCUGGACAGCUCCACCCACGCCAUCAACCUGUUCGUGGCCACCGAGACAUCUGACGACGUUCAACACGGGGACAUCAUGAAGAGUAACUCGAACGGCACGUCUUAUGUCAUGUCCAUCUCGGGUGUCAAUUGUAACAAGGGAUACUAUGUGGACUUUGAGAAGAUGCUGGGUCUCGAGGGAGUUACGAUGGUCAACAUCUACGCCAACCGGGACAAGAAAAACGAGCCGAAGAAGCUUCGCACACAGAUUAGCCAUAACGAUGGCGCUGAGUGGGCUUACCUGCCGCCUCCCGAAAAGGACUCCGAGGACAAGAAGUUCCAAUGCAGCGGCAAGGGCGAUGAGAAGUGUGCGCUGCACAUCCACGGCUACACAGAGCGCAAGGAUCACCGCAAGACCUUCUCAUCUGCUGGGGCUGUCGGCCUGAUGUUUGGCUGGGGGAACGUUGGUCCGUACCUGGGCAAGCUCGAGGACUCGGACACGUACAUGACCACCGACGCCGGAAUCAGCUGGAGACAGGUCAAGAAGGGCCGCUGGUUGUGGCAGUACGGAGACCAGGGCUCUAUCAUUGCACUGGUGCCGCUGGAGAAGAAGACAAAGACUCUGUCGUACACAACGGACGAGGGUCGGUCGUGGAAAGACGUCGACUUCGACAAGGAAGAGAAGAGGGUCACCGACUUCACCACGCAGGCAUCUGGCGUCUCGCGGAAGUUCAUCGUGUGGACAGAGGACGGUGACAACACCAAGGCCACAACCGUGGAUUUCACAGGCCUAGCUGACCGGCCAUGCGAGCAGAGCGACGACCCCAACGAGUCCGACUACCGCAUCUGGUCGCCCAGCCACCCUCUCCAGGACAACGACUGCCUCUUUGGGCAUGUCACGCAAUACAUGCGCAAGAAGGUGGACAAGACGUGUUACAACGGGUACAGGAUACAGCACGUCUAUAAUGUCCAGAACUGCGACUGCACCCGACGUGACUACGAAUGUGACUACAACUACGAGCUCGACAACCACGGCUCGUGCCAGCUGGUCAAGGGCCUUGAGCCAGUCGACCACCUGCAGUGGUGCAAGGAUGACCCGUCCCGACUGUCUUACUUUGAGCCAACGGGCUACCGAAAGAUCCCCCUGUCGACGUGCCAAGACGGCACGGAGUUCGACAAGCAGAGUCGCGAGCACGUCUGCCCUGGAAAGGAGGAUGAGUUCGCAGAGAAGCAUCGCAUCUCGGGCGUGGGGCUGUUCUUUGCCAUCACGAUCCCGUUCGCGCUUGCCGCGGCGGCCGGGUGGUACGUCUACAACAACUGGAGCCACAAGUUCGGCCAGAUCAGGCUCGGAGAGCAGUCCAACGCCUCCCCGGCCGGGUUCGGUGGCGGGGCUUUUGACUCGGACUCCCCAUGGGUGCGAUACCCAGUCGUGGCAGUUAGCGCCGCGGCCGCGGUCGCAGGAGCAGUGCCGCUCGUGUUGGCGGCGGUGUGGAGGGCUGGCGUUGCGGCUUUCGACAGGUGGCGCUACGGGAGCGGCGUCGGAGGCGGCUGGAGCAGCCUCAACGGCGGCGGCGGCCUCGGCAGGAACAGGCCGUUCACGACGCGGGACAGUUUUGCGCGCGGGAGAGGCGACUACGCUCACGUCGAUGACGACGAGGGGGAGCUGCUGGGGGAGGACAGUGAUGAGGAGGUAUAAGGGGAGGCGCCUGACAACAGAGGGCGGUUUGGCAAGCAGGGGGAAAGAGAAGAAGAGGAGGGUCGUCUCGGGUAGACUGGGCAGCACUGUGUAAGUGAUGGCUAGGGGCAGGAUCGAUGGUUGAAGCAGCGUGUUUGGGGGGGGUGGUGGGCGGUGUGCAACAUUGUCUAGGCAUAAGGCGCUGGGGAAUUUAUGAAUAUUCUUGUUUGUCCUCUUGUCCUCUUGUCCUCUAAUUUCCCUUUUAAACCUUGGACACUGGGUGGGUUGUGGCUGUCUGCCUGUUACCUUGACUGAUACUGCCCGAGAGCAGCACCUUGGCCCGGCUUGAUGUUUGAAAAUGGAAGGGGGGAGAUUCCUGGGAGAACACGGCUGCUGCCAGGUCAACAAGCCUCUGCGCACGAAUCCGGGACGCGGGAAAUUGGUGGGCAAUCGAUGCUCGUCCGCUAGAGUCUAUCUUGUGGGCUGUGCUGCCGAUCCAGCUUGGUUAUGGGUUUCUUGCCACGACCGAUUCUAUCCAGGUUACCGGUCAGCCUGAGAACUGACGGGCCCGCCUGCUCGCCCGGCCCUGUGAGCACGUCUCAACUUGCUCCUGACAUCGUGGUCACACUUCAUGACUGGUCUCAUGGUUAACCAGCUGGCUCCUCACAGUUGGAACCUGAACACCCUCAUGGUUGGUUCGUGUCGUUUUAGCCGGGCCCUUUCGAGAUACACCAUUGGUGCUGACCGGUUCUUGCCACAACUGUCAUCACCGCAGAGGUAGAGCACCGCCAUCGUGCCGCCGCUUUUUUCGACCUGUCAUGUCUCCAAGGAGGGAACGCGGCAGGUCGCAGUGCUCCGUAGAGGCAACUGAGCACCACUCAAACAAGGUCAACUUCGGCUGUGGUGGAGGGGGCCUCACCAAGCAAGACCCCAACAACAGAACAACAAUGAAAGCCCCGUUUCUCAACGGCAAGGGUAUCGAUCCCUUUUGCUUUGCUGUGGAACCCGGGUACGGCUCCCGCUUGUCAAA
Diaporthe batatas is the source of this 5923-nucleotide messenger RNA. RefSeq lists its product as uncharacterized. NCBI's taxonomy places the organism in Eukaryota, Fungi, Ascomycota, Sordariomycetes, Diaporthales, Diaporthaceae. Gene Ontology annotation, biological process: Golgi to endosome transport; Golgi to vacuole transport; protein targeting to vacuole. Gene Ontology annotation, molecular function: protein binding. The record is from RefSeq and is a predicted model, not a curated record. Bases 373 to 4914 code for a protein of 1513 amino acids. Gene Ontology annotation, cellular component: Golgi apparatus; membrane. The transcript is spliced from 2 exons.